UACUUCUCACAAAAACAAAACCGUCCGCUGGCGGGCGUGACGUUCGGCAAAUGCCGUGGAUCGGUUUCUUGAACGUUCCAUCGGGGGCUCGGCGUCGCUUACGUUGGUCACGUCCCUUCCCUUUUUUGGUGCACGGAUUCCCUUGCGAUUUCCCUUUGUGAUUGCCGUUCCCUUCAUUGACUCUCUUUCUCGUUGUAGCUCGCCCCCGUCGUCCAGGCCGUUCGAGCUGUUGCUUCUGCCUCCUCUGUUGGCAGUGAUGGCCUCCAAGAGACCACAAUGACCACAACGAUUGCAAUAGCAAUUGUUGUGGUCAUCCUUGUCCUUGUUGGGCUCGGCAUAACGUACUACUGGUGGCAGCCUGCCAUUCCAGUCCACAGCUUCUACAGCUGGAUGCCAUGCUUUGUCAUUGUCCCACUAGAAGAGCACAGGCAUAGUGAAGAGUGCAGAAAUCAGGGCAUUCCUGAUAUCCCCCCAGCAUGCACAGUGUGCAAUUGCAGCUGGGAACGUUACAGUGAGUGCACUGUCAGCUGUUGGCCAAUGGAUACAAUGUCAGAUGUGGCCAGUAUCAGCUUCGGUGAUCAUCCAAAGCUGUGCUUCCUCUGUCCAUCCAAAAGACAGCGACAGCGACUCCUUCUGGUGCCCUGAAGCUAGUGACAUUGAGCACUGCAGUGAG
Messenger RNA from Suillus subaureus, 673 nucleotides. RefSeq lists its product as uncharacterized. The record is from RefSeq and is a predicted model, not a curated record. NCBI's taxonomy places the organism in Eukaryota, Fungi, Basidiomycota, Agaricomycetes, Boletales, Suillaceae. The transcript has 3 exons. The annotation marks the transcript as partial.